Molecule: messenger RNA, 642 nt
Organism: Spodoptera littoralis (African cotton leafworm)
Lineage: Eukaryota; Metazoa; Arthropoda; Insecta; Lepidoptera; Noctuidae
Source: the annotation of a GenBank genome assembly
AUGUCAGCUUUAAUGAAGCUGAAGACCCUGCAAGGUCAUUUGGAGGGUCUAAAUGGAUUUGAGAAUCCAAAAAUUAAAUUUGAACAAUAUGCAACUCCAGCCCAUCUUGCUGCUACAGCUCUUUAUACUAUACAGACACAGUUUGAAUCUAUAGAAAACUGUACAGUUCUGGAUGCUGGCUGUGGUCCCGGCAUUUGGGGUAUCGGCGCCGCUCUGCUGGGAGCCAGCAUAGUCACAGCUGUAGAUAUCGAUGAUGAUGUCUUGCAGGUAUUCAAGGAAAAUGUUGAAGAGAUGGAACUGACGAAUGUUGAUGCUGUACAGUGUGACUUUCUAGAUCCAAGAGUUGCUAGAUGGGAAGGUUACUUUGACACAGUGGUAAUGAACCCGCCAUUCGGCACAAAAAACAAUGCUGGUAUCGACAUGAAGUUCCUCCGAAUGGGUACCCUCCUUAGCUGUGACAGUGUGUACUCAUUACACAAGACUAGCACUAGGACACAUAUAGAAAAGAAGAUUAAGGAUUGGGAUAUGAAAGGGAGUGUCAUAGCAGAGAUGAAAUAUGAGUUGCCAGCUACAUACAGGUUCCAUAAGCAAAAUUCUAUGAACAUAGCUGUGGAUAUAUGGCGAGUAUAUCAUGCACAAUAA